GGCAGGGAGCACAACACUUGCCGUUUAAAAAUAAUUAUUUUUACAACUGUUUCAGUUAACCUUUGUGUGUGUUAUUUAUAAAAAAUUGAAAAAAAAAAAAACAGUGAAUCAAUUUUUUUAUCUUUUUUGUCAUUAAAAUAAACGUGAUAUGGAUAGUAAUAAAAAUUAAAUAAAUAUUGUUAAAAAUAAAAUAGACUAUUUAGGAAAAAUAAAAGAACGAAUCUGCAGUGUGGAAGCAUUAAAAAGGGAAUUUUUGAUAGAGUGGAUAUUAAAGAUGAUCAAGAUGACGUAUGAUACGUGACGUAGGGGGUGGUCUUACCAUAGAGGUACACUCUCUACUUCCUCCCUGUCGACCCCCCUUCACUUCUGUAUCCCGAAACUUUAGCCGUGGUUGGUGAGAGACGCUACCAAAAGCGAUUCUCCCUUAACAAGCUGGUGAACGGUGCAAAAAAAGGAUAUUAGUUACUGUCGUUAUAUUAUUAUACUACACCUCCCAAGGAUUACAUACUGUUGUACACAAUUGCACCCUGUCACAUAUCUAUGUUCAUAUCGACCAGAUAUUUUAUGUUAAUAAAAUCGUGACCAGAAAAAUUCCGUAUUUAAAUAAUGACGUUAACAAAUCAAUUGUAAAAUUUAUGUGACAAAAAUAUUUAAUGGGUGCCUAAUAAUAUGUUUCAAUAAUAACUAGUGCCUAAUGAACUUUGCAAUAAAAAAAAAAGGAACGAAGUUUAUUCAUUAAAGAAUAUUAAGUGAUAAUUGGACGUGAUAAAGAACGAAUGUUCGUACUACUACGUAGUGAGCCCGCGCUUCUAUACGUCUGCGGAAUCACGAUAGUUAAAAUUAGUUAUGUCACAAUUAAUGCUAUGCAAUCUUGCAAAUACUUCGACGGCGGGAAAUGAUACCAAUAAUAACGCCAAUACUAACAGCAGUAUGGAGGACGACGACUCUUAUCCACUGCCCACCAUUUAUCGGUGUCGUGCUCCCAUAGCUAGUCUUGAUUGCAUGGAAGAGUUCAAUGGAAGUGGCGGUGGUGGAGACUCAGGAAUUCACUGUACAACACAGCAGGGUACAAAAGAGCAGCUUUUGACGAGUUGUAUGACAUCACAAAGUCAACGUUCACAACAUCCAUCGCCAGGUAUACGGUACCGUAACUUGGGUAAAAGUGGUCUACGUGUCUCCAAUGUUGGAUUGGGAACAUGGACAACAUUUGGAGGAAUGGGUGGAUGCACCAGUGAAGAAACAGCUGAAGCUGUUGUGGCCUUGGCCUACGAUAGUGGUAUCAAUGUAUUCGACCUCAGUGAAGCUCAUAGUGGCCAUCGGGCUGAAACCCAACUUGGCCGAAUUCUCCUUCGACGAGGCUGGAAUCGCUCCAGCUAUAUUGUCACCACAAAAAUCUACUGGAACACCAAAAGUGAAGGACGAGGACUAUCUAGGAAACACAUUAUCGAAUCGGUGCAGGCGUCCUUGGCAAGGCUACAAUUGUCAUAUAUUGACAUUGUCAUGAUUCAUAAGGUUGACCCAAUGUGUCCAAUGGAAGAAAUAGUAAGAGCGAUGAAUUACGUAAUUGGCAAAGGCUGGGUGAUGUAUUGGGGAACAUCACGAUGGACACCCGUUGAAAUAAUGGAAGCUUAUACGAAUUGCAGGCAAUUCAAUUGUGUAACUCCAAUAGUAGAGCAAGCUGAAUAUCAUCUUUUCUAUCGAGAUAAACCUGAACUCUAUAUGCCAGAGUUGUACAAUAAAAUUGGGGUGGGCUUGAUGGCUUGGUCAACUGUUACAAUUGGUAUGGUUUCAAAGCCUGAUGACUGUGGGGUUUCUUUUCUUUCUAGAUCUUCAUACAAGGAGAGUAAGAAUUUUCAUUAUUUGCAGAAUAAAUACUCAUCAUUUAGUUGGACAGAGGACGAAACACAGUCGUUGUACAAAGAGGCGAGUCGACGUGAUCCUCUGUCACAAGAAUUUAAAGAUAAAUCUCUAGAUGAAGAACCACGCAAAUACUCUGAUAAAUUACGAGACGUGUGUGCUCUUGCUGAGAGAUUGGGAUGUUCCUUUGGGCAACUGGCAAUCGCGUGGUCUCUCAAGAAUGAAAGUGUCCAGUGCCUUCUACUUGGAGCGUCAAAUAUCGAUCAACUUUACGAGAGUUUGCAGAGUUUACAACUCAUACCAAAGCUCAAUACAACUAUGAUGAAUGAAAUAGAGAGAAUCCUUGAUAAUAAACCGUCCCGGCCACCAAUGGUGUCCACAUUAGCACUUAGAUGACAAUCGAUCUGCCCCCACGGUAGUGCUGGGGGCAGUAUGGAAGAGGGUGCAGGUAGCCCAAAGAGUGAGGCUGGUCACAGCCACGAUCAAGAAACGACCAAAGAGAUGACCAAUAAGCUACCAUUCUGUGAAAUACAAUGAACAACAAGCGCUCUUGUCGUGUCAUUUCUAGAGCCUUACAGCCCAUCAACCGAAUUCUCAACCAAUUGAUCGGAUUUCUCCUUCUGGAGAUCACAUACCAACUUGAUGACAAUAUUUGGGCUUACUCGAGCUAUUUUGCUAAAUAAUUCGAUUGAUAAACGCAUUAUUGUGUGAAUACUCCAAUUCGUUAACUCAUUAAUAUUUAAUAAUAAUUAUAACAAAUCACAACAGACCUUAAUAACGUGAAUAUCAAGAAAUUUUAAUGAAAAAUAAAUACCAUUGUCUUCUGUAAAUGAAAAAUAAACGCAGUAAGUUAGUGAUAAUAUUGUAUAACAUUCGAUACGAAUAGAACCGGUGAUAUAUUAUUGGAUUUUAAUUGUAGGCCAUCUAUUAUUAUAUUCUAUUCUAUUUUAUUCCCUUGAAUAAUUCAUUCAACAAUACGUCUUGGUAGUUAUAUACAUUUAACUAUUUCAAUUAAUGAGAGAAAUUUUAAUAAAACAAUAAGGAACCAAAUUCCUUAGGGGUUUUAAAAGAGCCAUUUAUUAAUCGAAUAUCAUUAUAAAUACGUGGAUGUUUUCCACUUUUGUACCCUGUAAUAAUGAAUUUACAGGUUUAUAGAAAACAAAAAUAAAUAAAAAUAAUUCGAAAAAUUGUAUGAAUAUGGAGAAUAAUCUCGAGGAAAUUAUAAUCGAUAAACUGAUUGUAAUAAUAAUUUAUAAUUUUUGAUAAUACAUCGAUAAAUAAAAAUAAUGUCAUUAAAACGUAUGUCUAAUAAAAACGAUGUUAAAAAUGAAAAAUAAAAUACGGGAAGGAAUUGUAAUAAAUAUAAAUAAAUAAAUGAAUUCAAUUGGAGGUAAAUUUGAAAGAAGAAAAAAAAAAAUGAUGGAAGAAAAAAAUUCGAAAUUUUCGAUUGUACAGUUCUCUAUCGUCACAAUCGAUCAGAGCACAUUUAUUAUCCCUCCAGAGUAAUUUUUAAUCAUUCAUUGCUCACAUCUAGAUCAUGUAGACUAUUCGAUUACACCAGUUUUCAAUAAAUAAUUAAAUAAAUAAUUCAAAAUUUUAGAUGAAAAGAGAAUAAAAUAAAUAAUUAAACACCAUAAAUUAAAUGAUUUAAUAAAAUCUAACAAAUUAAAUAAAUAAAUAAUCGCACAAUGCGAAUAUCCUGUCGCUUUUUAAUAAGGAUAAUUGCAAUUCACUUGAAAUAAUAUUAGCGGUUCGAAUGAUACAACAAAUACGAUGAUGCUAUUAAAUAAUACUAAAUUGAGAGAAAACAUUUCACAUUGUGCAUUGAUAUCACUGAAAAGAUAAAAAAAAAAACUCCAAUUAAAAGUAAACAAUAAUAUACGAACAAAGCAACAAUUUUUCUUCUAGUAUUCACGCAGUAAUUAUUUGAACCAAUUUAAGCUUGCAAUGAUGAUAAUUAAAACGAACAAUUAAAU
This is a messenger RNA of Chelonus insularis, 3833 nucleotides long. It is a transcript of the gene Hk, whose product is annotated as Hyperkinetic. Bases 847 to 2253 code for a protein of 468 amino acids. The record is from RefSeq and is a predicted model, not a curated record. Gene Ontology annotation, molecular function: transmembrane transporter binding; potassium channel regulator activity; voltage-gated potassium channel activity. Gene Ontology annotation, biological process: regulation of potassium ion transmembrane transport; potassium ion transport. Lineage: Eukaryota; Metazoa; Arthropoda; Insecta; Hymenoptera; Braconidae. Gene Ontology annotation, cellular component: voltage-gated potassium channel complex; cytoplasm. The transcript has 10 exons.